GGCCGUGGCCGGCGCCGGAUCACGUGUGCUCCGGUACCGGCCGGCCGGUCGUGCCCGACCAUCGCAAAUAAAUGACGCCCGCCUCCCGGGCGGCACGGCAGUGCAGGGGUGACGACCGUGACGAUCGUACCAGACUUUCCGCCAUGAGGCUGCUCAUCGUGUUCGCGCUGCUGGCCGGCGCAUACGGCCAGGAAUUCACCUGUCCGGAAGCGUUCGGCGACUACGCAGACUUUGAGUACUGUGAUUACUUCUGGCGUUGCACCCGCGACGUGGCGGAGCUGAAGCAGUGUGAGGAUGGCCACGCCUUCAACCCCAGACUGCGCGGCACCAUCUACCCCUGCGACUACUCCUUCUCCACGAACUGCACCGGCCGCACGCUGCUCCAGGACCCGCGGCCGGGGCCGGACCCGCAGUGUGAGCGCCAGCACGGUAUCUUCGCCGACCCGCAGCUGUGCGACACCUACUACGUGUGCAAGAACGGCGUGGCCACGCGCACCCAGUGCGCGCCGGGCCUGCACGUGGCGCUGGACUCGCGCGAGUGCGUCUGGCCUGAGGCGGCCAACCGAGGCGCGUGCGACGCGCGUGAGAGGCUCGGCGACUUCUCCUGCCCUCCGGACGCCGCGAACGCGUUGGACGUGCACGGCAACCGCGAGAGCAACCCCACGUACGCCCAUGAUGACUGCCGCUACUUCUACGUGUGUCUCAACGGUGUGAAGCCUUCCUUGGGCGGCUGUCCCGAAGGCACCGUUUUCAACGAUGUGUCCGGGAAGUGCGACGACCCUAUCAACGUUGCGGGAUGUGAGAAUUACUACGAGGACAAUGUCGUUUAAGCGGCGGCUUUGUCGGCCUGCCGGGGCUGGUCGUCUGUUUCUGCGAGACGCGAGGCAUGCUGCCAGUGACCCGCAUUGCCGGAAGUUGCCAACGAGUCGCUCCCUCCAUCCGACUCAUCGUCAUCGUGGAACCUGUUACUUCAUUGUACAAAGCGAAAAUCGCCAAGCAUGUAAACCAUUGACCUUGACAUGAAUACACUAUGGAGAAAGUU
Messenger RNA from Pollicipes pollicipes, 1042 nucleotides. RefSeq names its product protein obstructor-E. Gene Ontology annotation, cellular component: extracellular region. The record is from RefSeq and is a predicted model, not a curated record. Bases 72 to 830 code for a protein of 252 amino acids. NCBI's taxonomy places the organism in Eukaryota, Metazoa, Arthropoda, Thecostraca, Pollicipedomorpha, Pollicipedidae. The transcript has 5 exons. Gene Ontology annotation, molecular function: chitin binding.